This is a messenger RNA of Gossypium raimondii (Peruvian cotton), 1720 nucleotides long. RefSeq lists its product as hypothetical. The record is from RefSeq and is a predicted model, not a curated record. Gene Ontology annotation, cellular component: membrane. Gene Ontology annotation, biological process: Golgi vesicle transport. The transcript has 6 exons. The coding region runs from base 307 to 1287 and encodes 326 amino acids. Lineage: Eukaryota; Viridiplantae; Streptophyta; Magnoliopsida; Malvales; Malvaceae.
GGAAAAGAAAGAAAGACGAAAGAGGGAAUGGAGGAAUAAUAGAAAUCCUUUGUACGUCUCUUCUCUUCUCUUCUCUUCUCUGUCUGUUGUUCUUUCUCUUCUUUGGCUUAGCCAUGUCUCUGCUUUCUCUAUAAUUUCCUUAGCAAAGAAGAGAAAGCAAAGAAAUCAAAGUAAACAAGUGAAAACCCACAAAAAAAUUCAAAUCUCUUGUUAGUGUUUUUUUUUUUUUUGGUGUGUGUGUGUGUGGUUGCCCGUUCAAAAAAAGCGAAUUAUUUUUGGGUUUUAAGCUGUUGAACGGUGAAGAAGAUGAUGGUUGCAAAUAGUUUUGAUUUGUGGAAAAAAGAUGCCUUCUUUUCUGCAGCAGAAGAGGUUCAAGAAUCUGCUGAUAUAAUGGAAUCAGCAUAUAGAAUGUGGAUCAAAGAGAGGAAAGAAGGGCUAAGAACUGGUGAUUCUGUUGAACUUUGUAGAGAACUGCAAACUGCAUUAGGCACAGCUAAAUGGCAGUUGGAGGAGUUUGAGAGAGCAAUAAGGUUGAGUCAUGGACAUUGUAGCGAUGAUAUUACAGCAACUAGGCACAAACAAUUUAUUUCUGCAAUCGAGAGUCAAAUUUCCCAUGUAGAAGCAGCACUAAAAGAAGCAUUUAUCGAGGAAGGGAAGCAACCACUUCGGUGGGUUAAUUUGGAUGAAGAAGAAUGUGAUGAUUUAGCAAUCUUCCUUUCCGGGACUUCUCCAAGCUUGUUGCAACCGUCUACAAAGAACACUCUUUCAGAGAAUUGCCAAAAGAGAAAAGACACAGAUUCUAACAAUGCUACUUGUAAUGGAGAUACAUCUGAAGUGCAGAUGACGAAAGUUUUUAAAGAUUCCGGUAAAGAUGCCGAGUGUAUCAUUGAUGUAGAAGAUGGUGAAAGUUCAGGAAGGUCAAAUGACGUAAGUUGUGGACUAGAGAGAACAACUGGUACAAGAAAAACAUGGUGUUCACCAAAUCUUGGCACAUUGAACAUUGUAAUCGCCGAUAAAUACAAUGAUAGGACCAAAACCAGGUCAGGCAUCGAGUCCACACCUAAAGAAAAAGGAUCGAAGCCUUUCUUCCGUAAGCAAAGGUGUGGAGAUCUUCCUCAGGCCAAAGGUGCUUUUAAUUUAUUCUAUCAGCGCUUUGGCUGGAUCAGUGGGUUAUUGAGACAUCUCCAAAGUCCGGUGCACUUGCAAUUUAGUUGCUCAUUGCAACUUACACUUGCUUUACUGAUAGCUAUUUUUCUAAUUGUGCCUUUUGUGCUUUAUUCGAGUUGAGAGCAAGUGGCUGUUAUGUGCUGUUGAUCAAGACAAGAGGCUUCGGAUUCCCUUUGGAGGCAUACAUUGCGAGCUUUAACCUCUUUCCCAGUCAUUUUCAAGAUCUGGGUGAAACUUCAUCUUGAGCUAAGCUUGAACAAGAAAGGUUGGUUGCCAUCUUCAUUGCUACACUGUAAAUGCAUUGAUAGUCUUUUAUAUAAAAAUAUAUAUAUAUGGUUGAAGGAUUUUUUGGUAGCAUAGAGAGGGUCUGGAACAGUCAAUUCUCAUGUGAGCUAAGCUUUCAUGUGCUUUAAAUAAUAAAUAUUUACAUUAAGUAAGAAGGGGUGUCAGUUGUAGCAUUAUGAACUUACCCUACCUUUGUAAAGCAAAAAAGGAUGCUUUGCCCUCACAUUUACUCCAAAUUAAUAUUUGAAAGGCUUGUUUCUGUCCUUCA